UCCGUAGCAGAUCCAAAAUGGCGGCGGUUGCGUGGGCCCCGCCGUAAAAAAAUCGAACAGCGAGUGAAUGAAGUCAGCUGACUUCAGCCUGCUGUCACGCACCGCAGUAUCCAACGAUUCUCUUUCGAGGCAAGACACGAAAAGGACAGUUCACGAUCAGACGGUAAACGACUAUUAACCUUUGAAAAUGGACACAUCCAAGCUGCCCAAGAUCAGGGAUGAGGACAGAGAGAGCCAGUUUGGAUACGUCCAUGGCGUCUCUGGACCAGUGGUGACAGCAACGUCCAUGGCAGGAGCAGCCAUGUAUGAGCUGGUUCGUGUUGGCCACAGCGAGCUGGUGGGAGAGAUUAUCAGGCUAGAGGGAGACAUGGCCACCAUCCAGGUCUACGAGGAGACGUCUGGUGUGUCAGUGGGAGAUCCUGUGCUGCGGACAGGAAAGCCUCUCUCUGUCGAGCUAGGUCCAGGAAUCAUGGGUUCCAUCUUUGAUGGUAUCCAGCGGCCUUUAAAGGACAUCAACGACCUGACACAGAGCAUCUACAUCCCCAGAGGAGUAAACAUUGGAGCCCUCAAUCGAGACCUCAAGUGGGACUUUUGUCCUAGCAAGAGCCUGCGGGUCGGCAGUCACAUCACGGGAGGAGACAUCUAUGGCAUGGUCCACGAGAACUCCCUCAUCAAGCACAAAAUCAUGCUGCCUCCCAAGAACCGAGGCACUGUGACCUAUGUGGCUCCACCUGGAAACUAUGACAUCUCCGAUGUGGUGAUGGAGCUGGAGUUUGAGGGUAUUAAGGAGAAGUUCACAAUGGUGCAGGUGUGGCCUGUCAGACAGAUUCGGCCUGUCACAGAGAAGCUGCCCGCCAAUCACCCGCUGCUGACCGGUCAGAGAGUGCUGGACGCCCUUUUCCCAUGUGUUCAGGGAGGAACCACUGCCAUCCCGGGAGCCUUUGGCUGUGGAAAGACUGUCAUCUCUCAAUCUCUGUCCAAGUACUCCAACAGUGAUGUCAUCAUCUACGUAGGCUGCGGGGAGCGUGGGAACGAAAUGUCAGAAGUACUCCGAGACUUCCCUGAGCUGACCAUGGAGGUGGACGGAAAGACAGAAAGCAUCAUGAAGAGAACAGCUCUGGUGGCCAACACGUCCAACAUGCCCGUCGCUGCCAGAGAGGCCUCCAUCUACACAGGAAUCACACUGUCUGAAUACUUCCGAGAUAUGGGUUACAACGUGAGCAUGAUGGCUGACUCCACCUCCCGUUGGGCUGAGGCACUCAGGGAGAUUUCUGGGCGUCUGGCUGAGAUGCCUGCCGACAGCGGUUAUCCUGCCUACCUGGGCGCCCGACUUGCCUCCUUCUAUGAGCGUGCUGGAAGAGUCAAGUGUCUGGGCAACCCUGAGAGGGAGGGCAGCGUCAGCAUCGUGGGAGCCGUGUCGCCUCCUGGUGGUGACUUUUCCGAUCCAGUCACCUCCGCCACUCUUGGCAUCGUUCAGGUGUUCUGGGGCCUGGAUAAGAAGCUGGCUCAGAGGAAGCACUUCCCCUCCGUCAACUGGCUCAUCAGCUACAGCAAAUACACUCGAGCUCUGGACGAAUAUUACGACAAGCACUUCCCCGAGUUCGUGCCCCUGCGCACAAAGGCAAAGGAGAUCCUGCAGGAGGAGGAAGACCUGGCUGAAAUCGUGCAGCUCGUCGGAAAGGCUUCACUGGCAGAAACGGAUAAAAUCACCCUGGAAGUGGCCAAACUGAUUAAAGAUGACUUCCUGCAGCAGAAUGGUUACACUCCCUACGACAGGUUCUGCCCCUUCUACAAGACCGUGGGCAUUCUGUCCAACAUGAUAGCUUUCUACGACAUGGCGCGGCACGCGGUGGAGACCACGGCUCAGAGUGACAACAAGAUCACCUGGGCCAUCAUCAGGGAGCACAUGGGAGAAAUCCUCUACAGGAUCAGCUCCAUGAAAUUCAAGGACCCAGUGAAGGACGGCGAGGCCAAGAUAAAGGCAGAGUACGCCCAGCUGGUGGAGGACAUGCAGAACGCCUUCCGUACGCUGGAGGAGUAGGCGUCCACUGCGUCCGCCCGUCCACUUUCCAUCUCUUGACCACCCUCCAGUGCGGAAUCACAUUCCACCUCUGCGUGCUCCCAGACCCUGUGUUCGCCCUCCCGUGCUCCUUCGCGAGUGACCGUGUGUGUUUUCAGUUUCAUGUGGAGGGAAAAGAGAAAGAUGUACUGUAUUCAUUUGACUUUAUUUUUGUGGCUGGACCGAGCUGUACUCUGGAUCCUCUGCAUGGUCACAUAUCGUGUGUGUAUGUGUAUGUGUGUGUGUGAGAGUUAAGUGUGUGUGACAGGCAGAUCUCAUCUCCCCAUUUCUUCCUCUCUCUGUUUACAUGAUUAGUGUGCGUAGCUGUAUUGCUCUUCCUAAAGAGGAUUGUUGAGUUGAUGUAUUGUAAUUCACAGACCAUCUGUACAGAAGAGUAUUGAAUAUAAAUUUAAUAAGAUCAGUCUAUUUAUUGCCAGCAUUUUGAUGUAGAGGCUUUCCUUUUUGUUUUAAUGGUUGUGUUUCACGCUGUGCAGUCAUGUACUUUGCUGUGUGAAUGUGUCGGAGUCAGACUCCGAUGCUCUGCUGUCAAACUGUUUCAUCAUGAUACUCCCAAAGAAUUAAAACAUGGGGAAAAA
Molecule: messenger RNA, 2655 nt
Organism: Menidia menidia (Atlantic silverside)
Lineage: Eukaryota; Metazoa; Chordata; Actinopteri; Atheriniformes; Atherinopsidae
Source: the annotation of a GenBank genome assembly